Priapulus caudatus is the source of this 1378-nucleotide messenger RNA. Its product is annotated as protein FRA10AC1 homolog. NCBI's taxonomy places the organism in Eukaryota, Metazoa, Priapulida, Priapulimorpha, Priapulimorphida, Priapulidae. Gene Ontology annotation, molecular function: phosphatase activity. The record is from RefSeq and is a predicted model, not a curated record. Gene Ontology annotation, biological process: dephosphorylation. The coding region runs from base 103 to 1053 and encodes 316 amino acids. The transcript is spliced from 2 exons.
UCCAUCAACUUGAAGUCUGAGAAUAUUGAGUCAAUCUCAAUACACAAUGUAAAGGAGGAUGAACACUAAAGAAUAAAGGCAAGUGUGUCAUCUUUCUGCACAAUGUCUGAUUUGAAGGAAGCUGAUACAGGACUUGAUCUUAUUGAGAUACACGCUUCUGGAGGUUAUAGUUCGGAGUUUGAGUAUGAUGGCGAACGAGAGAGAAAGCUAGCAAAGCGGAACGAUCUAGCAACGAACAAGAAGAGCAGUCAUCACGAGCAAUCGCAGGCUGAUCGCCCGCGCGAGCAGUUCUCAAAAGAACACAGCCGAACAAUCGGUCAGGCCUAUCAACUUCGCUACUCUGGACUUGAUGCAUAUACUCUGCAUAAGAAACUUGUGAAUGAUUACCUGCUAUACUACUCUGGAGCAAAGGCAGAACUAUUCAAGAAGCCGGCACCAAAGGGUAAAACAGACAUUGAUAUUAUUCGAGAGCAGCAUCGUUUUUUGUGGACAGCAGAAGAUGAGACGGAGAGCAGCUGGGAUAAAGCCCUUGCAAAGAGGUACUACGACAAAUUAUUCAAAGAAUACUGCAUCUGUGACCUUGUCAGAUAUAAAGAGAAUAAGGUCGCUAUGCGCUGGAGAACUGAACAAGAGGUUAUUGAUGGAAAAGGUCAGUUUAUUUGUGGCAACCGAAAAUGCGAAGAAGGAGACAGUCUGAGAACUUGGGAGGUAAACUUUGGCUACAAAGAGCAUGGUGAAAAGAAAAAUGCUCUCGUGAAACUGAGACUCUGUUUAAGCUGCUCAUACAAAUUAAACUACAGGAUUCAGAAGAGAGAAGUGACUAAGAAGAAGCGCAAGUCUGAUCACCAUGGAAGCAGUGAAUGCAAAAGUAAACAUGUGAAGCAUGGUCCGACAAAGGACAGUGGGAAGCAGUCUGCAGAGGAUGCCGAUGUUACAGCAGCACAGGGGACUAGUGAGCACAGUGAUUCAGUGUGGUCAGGUCCUGCUCCAGUCAUAGAAGAGAAGAGCAAGGAUGAGGAGAUUGAUGAAUAUCUUGAAGCCCUAUUUGUCUGAAGUUUUAUAUGUGCAUAAUCUUCCUAAUGUAACUAAGAUGUAUCUUAAUUGGUUAUGUUGUGUUGAAGUGAAAGCAGAAACAAUGUGAAAGAUACAUAACUAGUUCAUGAACAGUUUAUUGCUGCAUAAAUGUACAUAGUUUAGAAGGAAUUUAGCCUAGGUCUUUUCCUAGGUCCCUAUUCUUCCUUAAAAAUCUUAUGGUAAUUAAUUAUCUCAAAGAUGUUUGCAUCUCAAUUAUCUACCUGAGAUACUUUGGCUCAUAGGGUCUAUAUGUCCCCCAGGGUACUGCCGGAACGUACCCUGGGGUACCCAGGUCACUAUUUGA